UUUGAGUCACCACUUUUAAGCACCUCAGAUUUUAUUUUUAGCUAAUAAAUAACAUAGUAUAACAAUUUAGUAAUAAGGCAUUCAUAUAAAAAUACGUUCUAUUGUUAUUUAUUAUUUGGUUCUUUCGUAUCAUAUAAACUUUCAGCCAUUUAUAUAAGUCAUUAUUCAGUCUAUUAAUUAUAUUUUGUUAGUUUUCUUACUAAAACAAGUGUGUCACUUUCCAUUACGUCAUCAAUGUGCGACAUCACUGCCGAAUUGUGCUAAUGGAGGAGCCGUCAACGACAACAACUUUGAAACAAGCUUUAAAAACCCAUUUCGGGUUCAGCAACUUUAGAUCUAAAGUGCAGGAAAAUGUUAUCAAAGCGGUUGUGCGAGGUGACAGGGAUGUGUUUGUGUGCAUGCCCACUGGGGCAGGGAAGUCUCUGUGUUAUCAGCUGCCUGCUGUCCUGGCCGAAGGCAUCACUUUAGUCAUCUCCCCACUAAUUGCGCUCAUUCAGGACCAAGUGUGCCACUUGAGGUCACUGAACAUCCCUGCUCACUCCAUCAACUCCAAGCUUGCAGUAGGCGAGCGCCGUUUGAUACUCGCUGACUUACAGAGCAGGAGCCCAAAGCUGAAGCUACUCUACAUCACUCCAGAGAUGGUAGCUUCUCAAUCAUUCCAGCCUUACCUGACUGACUUGUGCUCCCGAGGCCUGCUGUCCUACAUGGCUGUGGAUGAGGCUCACUGUGUCUCCCAGUGGGGCCAUGAUUUCAGACCAGAUUACCUCAAACUGGGUGAACUGCGCUCUCGCAUACCUGGGGUUUCUUGCAUAGCGCUCACUGCGACAGCCCCCAAAAACGUUCAAGAUGAUAUUAUUCAGUCGCUGAAGCUGCGUCUGCCUCUGUCUUUCACGACGCCUGUUUUCCGCUCAAAUUUGCACUAUGAUGUCAUCUUCAGCGAGAUUCUUCCGAACCCCUACAUUCACCUCCAUGCCUUCAUUCAGAAGGCACUGGCUCUUGGCAGCGGCUCCAGUGGACAGGGUUGUGGGAUUGUGUACUGUCGGACCAGGGAGGGCUGUGAAACCGUAGCCUACCAGCUUACCAAGCUUGGUGUCCUAGCGAAGCCUUAUCAUGCUGGUCUAAAGGCACAAGAUCGCACAGAGGCUCAGAAUGAUUGGAUGCAGGGGAAAGUUAUUGUUAUUGUGGCCACCAUCAGCUUUGGUAUGGGUGUAGACAAGGCCAGUGUAAGGUUUGUUGCUCAUUGGAACCUUGCAAAGUCGAUGGCUAGCUACUACCAGGAGUCUGGCCGAGCAGGCAGAGACGGACUGCCAUCCCUGUGUCGCAUUUACUACUCCCGGAAGGAUAUGGAGCAAAUUAAAUUCCUCAUCCAUAAAGAGGUGGCACGUAAACAGGAAAAACGCAACUCUGUAAAAGAAUCAGACAAAGCAGCCGUUACAGAUCUUGACGCCAUGGUGUCGUUUUGCGAGCAGGAAAGUUGCCGCCAUGCCACCAUCUCCAAGUUUUUCGGGGACAAGCCACCAAACUGUUCAGGUGCCUGCGACUGCUGUUCCAACCCGAAAGUUGUGCGAGCCCAGCUGGAGAGGGUGUCGGUCCUCAACACCGCCAUCAAAGCUCAGAGCAAAGAGCCCAAAGGCCCGUUUGGUUUCCACCAGAGCGCCUAUGAGGGAGGAAAUAAGGGAUAUGGCUUUGAGAGGUUUGACGAAGGUGAAGGCUUUAUCGAAGAUGAUGCCAAGAGGAAAAAAGAGUUUUCCGACUUCUUCAAGCAGCAGAUGAUGCUCAGGAAGGGACCUGCCACUCAGACGGACAACUUUAUUCCUCCAGAUGCCGACUGCCCCCUCAGAGAGGCGAGCUGUCAGAGGAUCCCCAGGCUCACUGUAAAGACCAGAGAGCACUGCCUGUGCCUCUUGCAGGAGGCCUUAUAUGGCCACCAGGGGGCAGACGACCCAUUCAGCUCUCUUCUAUCCUUAGCUGUAGAUAUCGAACAUGAGGUGUUCAAGAGCUGCAAGUCUUCCAACUUGUACAAAGCGGCCAUAUUAAAGAAGGUGUCCGAGAUGAAGAAAGCGCCUGCUGUAACGGAGGAGGAGAAGAGCUGCGGUGGUAGCGAGACCAUGCCAAAACACGCAGAGGAAGCCGCCUCCUCUUCAUCCUUUCCUGAAGGGCUGCAUGGGUUCAAAUCUGCAUCCGAGGUCUACUCCAUGAAGCGUAAGAGAGUUGGAGCGGGCCACAGUGGCUCGUCCAACUCCUACCUGGCUGCCAAGGAUCUGCUGAAGCCCUCCAUGGUGGACAGCACAUAUGAUGAGGGAACGCCAGGUGGUGUGCGAGAGGAGCUAAUGAGAAAAUGGAAAGAUAAGGUCGUGCCUAUAACAUCAUCUAGCCAUGCCACAGCAACAGUCUCCUCCCUCUCCACCUCGAGUAGCCCAAUUAAGAGAGGGAAACCUGUGAGCAAGAAGCAGCAGAAGCUGGCGGAAGCUGCAAAAAGUUCUCGCAGCAUCUCGCAAUAUUUGGAGAAGACUCAAGCGACAAUGGAGCGAGAUAACCGAGCGGAUGCGCUGCCAUCCUAUAGUGCUGCGAUGGGUCCAGAGGAAGACAUUAUGGAGGCUGAAGGUGGAGCUGUGGAGCCAGUCACUCAGGAUGAGAGGAAAGCAGAAACCAAACCAGAGGUCAUUGUGAUAGAUGAUGACGAUGAUUAUGAUGGAGAGGUGGUUCAAGAGACUUCAGAACGCAACAAUCUGCAGUCCACCACAGAACAGAACACAUCUGUUGAAGACCACAGCGCCUGUGUAAUACAAGAGGCGUGCGUUUCGGAAGCCAAACAAGAGCAGCCUCCUCCGGCCAAACGAGGCCGCCGCGAGGGGAGUCGCCGGAAAGUAACCUUUGACCCCACCGUGCAGCAGAGAGUAGUGCAGGAUCCGACGACGACUGUGACGCUGAAGGAGGCCGCUGACGUGGUGGUCCGCUACCUGGAUCCUUUUUACAUUCGGGGGAAAUUUGCUAACAAGGACCUGUUCAAGUCCUUCGCUCGCUUUUUGUCUCACCUUCUCGCAGAGGGACGGAGCCUGGGAAAGGGUCAAGUGAAAGCAGAGGCCAAGGCGCUGAUUAAGCAGUUCUUCUCCAAGGUCAAACGCUGCGAGAGCGAGGCCGACUGGAAGCACCUUAAAAGACCGGGUUACUGUAAAACCGCACCCAAUCAGGAAUGAUGGGAGAGGAAAUUAAUAUUUUAGGGCUUCCUCUUUGUCAGUGCCUAAGCUUGUCUUGUCCCUGUGAGCUCAGGUUUCAACACACACACUCUCACUGAUGCAGCUUUGCAUAUUCAAGCAAUAAGGGCGAACUCAGACUAGGACAUUCAUACCGUGCUGGACUUGGGCGCCUCAUCACUUCUAUUCUGCUGUUUUUAUGUAUUAUAUCCUGUCUUCUUUCGAGUCAUUCUGAUUAUUUUUAUUGUGCAAUGUGGGUGUGGGAUUUGACUUUUGGAUUAUUUUGAGUCUUUGUAUUUUCUGUGUAAUAGAAAAUGUGCCGGUUGACAUUGUUCCUUGCAGGUUCUUAAUGAUAAUCGUGCAUUGCACUAUGCUGAAGUUGACAUUGGAUCAGUGUGCUCACAAUAGCCAGCUGUGCUGGACUGUGGGUGCAAAUUGGGCUCCAGCACAGCACGAUUGGCCUGGUGUGAGUACGCCCUAAAACACAUAGUAUUAUUGCCUAAGAGGAGGUGCACUUUAGACUUUUUUUUUUUCCUUUUAGCGUUCCCAUCAAACUAACUCAGUGAUCAGUUUAAGUUUGCACUUAUACCGGUAAUGAACAAAAGCUGAAAGAUGCAGUAAUGUGAAUAACCUUUUACAUAGUAAGCUCUUCGGCUGAGGAGCGAAACGUCCGACACCUUCUUCACAGAAGUACAGAUGACGUCUCAAGAAGCCUUUCCCUCGAGUAAUAUCAUAUUGUUUGUAUUUAGUGUUAUGAUAGUGUUUUUUUUAAUUGCUGCUAUAUUUGUCUUUGACUAAUUGACUACAAAACAGAUGCAAUUCAUCUGAUACUCUUUUGUGGAAAGAAUUGUAGUCCUUCAGUAAUGUUUUGCGUUGGAGGCAUAAGAGGCCUGUGGAGGAAAGCCAAAGAGCAACCUUUCCCCUGAGCUCCUCAGUGUUUUCAAUAAAGAAUGCACACAAACAGAAGAGACCCAGCCCAAUUAGGCAUGUAAUGUGAUUUGUGUUGAUUAAUAAUGUCCUCAGAUGGACAAUAAACCUCCCUCAUUUUAUUUGUG
Messenger RNA from Dunckerocampus dactyliophorus (ringed pipefish), 4249 nucleotides. It is a transcript of the gene recql5, whose product is annotated as RecQ helicase-like 5. Gene Ontology annotation, biological process: double-strand break repair via homologous recombination. Lineage: Eukaryota; Metazoa; Chordata; Actinopteri; Syngnathiformes; Syngnathidae. Gene Ontology annotation, molecular function: ATP binding; four-way junction helicase activity; nucleic acid binding. The coding region runs from base 264 to 3197 and encodes 977 amino acids. The transcript has 19 exons. The record is from RefSeq and is a predicted model, not a curated record. Gene Ontology annotation, cellular component: chromosome; cytoplasm.